AUGACUGAAAGCAAGAAGAAAGUGAACUGGUCGGAGCUUUGUCCGGAGCUGGUGCGAUGUGUUUUCGAACGAUUGAGUUUCACACAUCUGAAACGAGGAAGAUCUGUUUGUUCUUCGUGGCGCUCUGCUUUGAGAGGCUGCGUCCCAAAACGUAAUCAGAUUCCAUGUCUUAUUCUCUUCCCUAAUAACAACGAAAACAACAACAACAGCAGUUGCGUGUUAUUCGCUCCAGACGACAGAGACAAAACCUACAAAACGAGAGAUCUCGGUGUUGACUUUGGUCAGAGUAGCUGUGUUGCGACUUAUGGAAGCUGGCUCCUGAUGUUGGACACUCGUUGGGAUCUCAAUAUUUUGAAUCCUUUGACCGGUGAGAGGAUUGAUUUACCAACAACUAACUAUGCUCACCACCCACCUAGACCUUAUGAUAAUAUGAAACCUCCAAAUCUCGUAGCUUGUCUCUGGAUAGACGGUACAAGCAAAGAUUACUUAGCUGUGUGUAAAAUAGACUACCCUAUCUUUACCAAGAGAGGGAACCACUGGUGGCGACGUUUUGGGGAAGACGGCUACAAACAAAUGGUCUACGAACCCACGUCCCAAAAACUCUACAUUAGUCAUUACCACAAUCGUAUCCAGGUCUGGUCUUUCUCUGGAGAUGAUCCACAACAAAUCUUUGAAAGUUAUCCUCAGAUUGAUCGGUAUGCAUUUUGGGAUUUUCUCCCUGAUAGAUGCAAAUACGACAAAGAGUUGUAUCGGAAAGAAGAAGAGUUUUAUGGGAAAGAGUAUGUUGACAGCAGGCUAUACAUUGCAGUCAGUACACUCUCUGGUCAAGUUUUGAAAGUAGUUAAUGUGUUGCAGAAGUCCAAAAGAUGGCUCUUUCGCGUCUACAAGAUGCACCCAGUUGAGCGUUCUUGGGAAGUAGUCGACUCUCUGGGCGAUGAGGCGCUGAUCUUAGACAUGGGUAUCACUGUUGUAGCCACUAAAGACAUUCCAGGGAUCAAGAAGAACUCAAUUUAUUUUAGUGGUCUCAAUAGUUGCAGAAACAAUCCUGACCAUAUUUUUGUGUUUGAUCUCACCACCCAUGAGAUUGAACCUUUGCCUCAAUGUGUUUUCUCCUCCCUUCAUUUCUCUAAUGCUCGAUGGUUCUUCCCGGGUCUAGACGUUUAG
Molecule: messenger RNA, 1164 nt
Organism: Eruca vesicaria subsp. sativa (arugula)
Lineage: Eukaryota; Viridiplantae; Streptophyta; Magnoliopsida; Brassicales; Brassicaceae
Source: the annotation of a GenBank genome assembly